This is a messenger RNA of Nestor notabilis (Kea), 3475 nucleotides long. Its product is annotated as alpha-2-macroglobulin-like. The transcript has 27 exons. The annotation marks the transcript as partial. Gene Ontology annotation, molecular function: endopeptidase inhibitor activity. NCBI's taxonomy places the organism in Eukaryota, Metazoa, Chordata, Aves, Psittaciformes, Psittacidae. The record is from RefSeq and is a predicted model, not a curated record.
AGAGAGCAGUUAUAAAAAGGCUGACUGAGCAGAGAGUGGAGGGGAAUUACAAGGUGCAGGCAAACAGCAGCACCAGACCAGACCGAGUAUCUGCUUGACUCACCACAACCUGCUCUGCACCAUGGGGAAGGCUGGGCUGCUCCGCAAACCAAGUAUCUUCCUCCUUCUCCUCUUCUUCCUUCCUGGAAACAGCUCUACCACCACAGAACCGCAGUAUAUGGUGCUACUGCCCUUUCUGAUACACACCGAUUCUCCUGAGAAAGUCUGUGUUCAGCUGACCCACCUGAAUGAGUCUGUGACGCUGAGUGCCGCGCUCGAGUAUCAAGGGGAAAACAGGAGCUUGAUUGACGACUUGGUGUCAGAGAAGGAUGUAUUUACCUGCAUCCCUUUCUCUCUUCCAAAAUCCAAUAGCACAUCAGCCACUUUUCUCACUGUAACGGUGAAGGGUGUGACACUGCACUUCACGAGCCGCAAGUCGGUGCUGGUCAAGAAUUCUGAGAGCUUGGUCUUCGUCCAGACAGACAAACCCAUCUACAAGCCUGGACAGACAGUUCUAUUUCGGAUCGUCUCCCUGGACAAAGAUUUCCACCCGCUGAAUGAGAAGUUUCCAUUUGUCUAUGUUCAGGAUCCCCAGAGGAACCGUGUAUACCAGUGGCAAGAUGUGGAACUAGAGAGUGGCCUCACACAGCUCUCCUUCCCCCUCACCUCGGACCCCACUCAAGGCUCCUACAAAAUAGUUGUGCAGAAGAGCUUCUCAUCCCAUGUGGAGCACUCCUUCAGAGUAGAGGAAUAUGUGCUGCCCAAAUACGAAGUCCUGGUGAAGCUGCCCAAGAUGAUCACUCUUAAGGAAAAGGAGUUUCCAGUGUCCGUCUGUGGUCUGUACACCUAUGGGAAACCUGUUCCUGGCUUGGUCAAUGUCCAAGUGUGCCGGAAAUUUUCCCGUUCUGCUUCAAAUUGUUAUGGAAAAGAAGCAGAAGCUGUGUGUGAAGAAUUCACUGGACAGGCAGAUGCUCGUGGGUGUGUUUCUACUGUAGUAAGAACCAAGAUAUUUCAACUCCAACGCCGGGGAUAUGAGAUGAGCAUUGAGGUACAAGGCAAGAUCACAGAAGAUGGCACAGGAAUAGAGAUGACUGGAACAGGCUCCUGUGGAAUCACAUCCAUCAUGAGCAAAAUCAGCUUUGACCUUCUGGACUCUCAGUACAGACCAGGGAUCCCAAUCUUUGGGAGGGUGAAGCUGGUAGAUGGAACUGACACUCCAGUUGCCAAUGAAACCAUCACGAUUUCUGUGGAUGGAGACAGGUACAAAGGGAAUUACACUACAGAUGAGCAGGGACAAUCCUGGUUUUCCAUAGACACUACCACCUUCACACAAGCCUCCCUGGAAAUCCGAGCUGAUCAUAAACCUGAACUGAACUGUUAUGACAGCGACUGGAUCACACCUUCAUAUGAGCAUGCCAUGCGUAGAAUAAGUCGGUUUUACUCUCCCAGUAAGAGUUUCCUCAAAAUUGAGCCAAAGCCUGAGACAUUAAGUUGUGGCUCCCCCACAGAGAUCCAGGUACACUACAUCUUCACACCAGAGGCCAUAGGAGAACAGAAGAAAAUUGUCAUUUACUAUUUGGUGAUGGCCAAAGGAGGCAUUAUAUUAGCAGAUACCUAUGAUCUGACUGUGGAUCCUGGAGAUGUUUAUGGGACAUUUCAGUUGACCUUCCCUGUUGAGGCAGCAGUUGCUCCCAUGGCACGGAUGCUUGUGUACACCAUUUCACCCAGUGGGGAAGUCAUUGCCAGUUCAGGAGAUUUCCAGGUUGAAAGCUGCCUCCCCAAUAAAGUCAGAUUGAGUUUUGAACCCAAGGAAGGUCUUCCUGCCUCCAACACACGCCUGCAAAUCCGUACUUCACCAAGGUCCCUGUGUGCCCUCCGUGCUGUGGACAAGAGUGUUCUCCUUAUGAAGCCUGAAGAUGAGCUCUCUCCCAGCUCUGUGUAUGAUCUUCUCCCAGUGAAAGAAAUCCACGGUUACAGCUUCAAGGACUACUACCUGGAAGAAGACAACAUAAACCCUUGCGUGUCACUUGACAACAUAUUAUUAAAUGGAUUUGUCUACAUACCCCUUUCUCCUGACGGUGAAGGUGAUGCCUAUGACAUUCUCAAAGAAUUGGGCUUAAAAGUCUUCACUAGCAGCAAGAUCCAUAAGCCUGAAAUCUGCCAGCAUUACCCAGGACACAUGAUGGAAAGGAGUUACAGUGUGACUGCAUUGAAUCUGCUUGAAGAUUUGGACUAUGAAGUAGCAGAACAUAUGGUUGCUGGCAAUCCUGUGGAGACUGUCCGGAAGUACUUCCCAGAGACAUGGAUCUGGGACAUAGUUCCAGUGAACUCUGAGGGAAGCGCUGGUCUAGAUGUGACCAUCCCUGACACCAUCACCGAGUGGAAAGCCAACGCGUUCUGCACUUCAGCAGACACGGGCUUUGGCCUGUCCCCGACAGUGACCUUCAGAGCCUUCCAGCCCUUCUUUGUAGAGCUCACCAUGCCCUACUCUGUGGUGCGUGGCGAGUCCUUCACGCUGAAAGCCACCGUUUUCAACUACUUGACCACCUGCAUCAGGGUCAGUGUGUCUCUGGAUGAAUCUACUCAUUUUAUGGCUACACCAGUGGAGAAGCAGGAAGAAUCCUACUGCAUCUGCAUGAAUGAAAGGAAAACUGUGGCUUGGGCAGUGACACCAAGAUCUCUAGGGCAGGUGGAGUUCUUGGUGAGCACUGAGGCCCUGCAGAAUAAGCAGCCCUGUGGGAACCCCGUCGUGGAGACUCCUGAGAAAGGGAGGAAGGACACGGUCAUCAGACAGCUGCUGGUGGAGCCGGAAGGGACUGAAGUGGAAACUACCUACAACUCUGUGUUGUGUGCUUCUGAAAAGUCAGUGUCAGAGCCAGUCUCCCUGGUUCUCCCCGAGACUGUGGUGGAUGGCUCAGCCAGAGCGUAUUUCUCAGUAUUAGGUGACAUCAUGGGCACUGCCAUGCAGAACCUCCACCAGCUCCUCCAGAUGCCGUUUGGCUGUGGGGAGCAGAACAUGGUCCUGUUUGCACCCAACAUCUAUGUGCUGGACUAUCUGAACAAGACAGGGCAGCUGAGUGAGGAGGUCAAAUCCAAGGCCAUCGGAUACCUAGUGAGCGGGUAUCAAAGGCAACUGAAGUACAAACACUGGGAUGGUUCUUAUAGCACGUUUGGGCCCCGUUACGGGCAAGUGGGGAAUACAUGGCUCACAGCCUUUGUCCUCAAGUCCUUUGCCCAGGCCCGGCCUCAUAUCUUCAUAGAUGAGAAGCACAUCCAGGAUGCUUUGGUCUGGCUCAGUCAAAAGCAGAAGGAGAACGGCUGUUUCCGCAGUUCUGGCACACUCCUGAACAAUGCUGUGAAGGGUGGAGUGAAUGAUGAGAUCACGCUGACAGCCUACAUCACUAUUGCAUUGCUGGAGAUUCCUCUGCCUGUAACU